AUGGGUGGAUCAGUGAAAGUUGUUCAAUUCAAAGAGCUUGAUAGCGUGGUCCGUCCCUUGAGGUGUGAGGCUUCGAAGCACAUGGACGAGGUUGAAGCUGAAGAACAGCCUAAGCCUUAUUCGGUUUCUGAUGUGCCGUACUCCUCUGCCUUCGUGAAGGAUGGAAAGGUCGUUGAUACAUCACCUAGUUUGGCCACUAAAGUUGCUAGGGUUGUUGGGUCGGUUAAGGUUGGAGAACCUGUUGCUCCUGCCAGCCUUGUCACAGUUCAAGAGUUAGCGAAAGAAGCUGAAUCUUCUGAGGGGCAAAUUCAAGCUCAAAAUGGCCUUGAUGAUGCCUUGAAAAGGCGACUGCAGAAGCUGAUUGACUCUAAUCGAGUCAUGCUUUUCAUGAAAGGAACCCCUGAGGAGCCCAAAUGUAGAUUUAGCAAGAUGGCAGUUCAAAUUUUAAAGAAACAUAAGGUCGAAUUUGGAAGUUUCGAUCUUCUUACGGAUAAUGAAGUCAUGGAAGGGAUACAGAAGUAUUCUAACUGGUCUCUAUUACCACAGAUUUACUUCCAAGGGAGGGCUCGUGGUUUCCGUCACAUAGGAACUUUAAUGAAAGGUUGCCCAAGUGAAAGCACAAGAAAAGAUAUUUUUUAUUAG
Prunus armeniaca (apricot) is the source of this 642-nucleotide messenger RNA. NCBI's taxonomy places the organism in Eukaryota, Viridiplantae, Streptophyta, Magnoliopsida, Rosales, Rosaceae. The record is from the annotation of a GenBank genome assembly.